Messenger RNA from Oryctolagus cuniculus (rabbit), 915 nucleotides. The record is from RefSeq and is a predicted model, not a curated record. Lineage: Eukaryota; Metazoa; Chordata; Mammalia; Lagomorpha; Leporidae.
AUUGCUAAGAGACAAGUCCUCUUAUGAUGUCACAGUAACUCAGGACCAUGGUGAUGGCUGACAUCAGCUAGUCUUGUGUAAGUCUACUAAAGCAACAUUUGAGGCCUCAGUUCUCAAAACCAGGCAGAAGCCAAAGAAAAAUUUAUUUGAGAUGGCCCAGGUUCCCUCAGAAGUUCAAGGUGUCUCUCCUCAGAGUGGAACAACUGAUUCAGAAAACACCACUGAAGCUCCAGGCUGGUAUCCCACAAUUGAUAAUGACUUGGAUUUAAGGUCUGUAGUUGAAGAAAAUGCCUUUCAAGCUUUAUCUGAAGGACCCUUGAUAAAAAGACCACGCUAUACACUUUGUAUGUCUGACACCCCAGAAGGGAAUGAUUUUGUUUCUCUGACCUUUCCUGUAAAACUUUGGAAGAUAGUUGAAAGUGAUCAAUUUAAGUCAAUUUGGUGGGACGAAAAUGGGACUUCUAUUGUGAUAAAUGAAGAAUACUUUAAGAAAGAAGUGUUGGAAAGAAAGACCCCUUUUAAGAUAUUUGAAGCAGACAGCAUGAAAAGUUUAGUUCGACAGCUUAACCUUUAUGGAUUUAGAAAAAUACGACAAGAUUUCCAAAGCUCUGCAUCCCUGACUGACUUUCUGGAAGAAGAAAACAACAUACCUGUUUUUAGCAAGGUAUUCAACAUAUUCACUUACAACUAAUGUAGGCAUCACAACUAAGUUUAGUUUGUACCUCACUUAAUAUAUUUAUUUAUGGAGUAAGACACAAAGUUUAAAAUUAGCUGGAUCAACAUUAAAUUUUUAUGAGAAGAAAGUUUGAAAUUCAAAAAUAUAAGCAAUGUUACUAGUUAUUUUGAAUCUUAUCAAUGAGCUCCACACAAAGAAGUUAAGGUCAGUUUAGUGGAACGGUUAUCAUAUUUAAAUGU